AUGGCGCGGGAGGCUCACAAACAAAAAAAGAGCUUUGUCAGGCUGGACACAAUUUACGGCCACCAUCGGCCCAAUACAAAAAAACCUUUGUUCAAGCGUCGUAGAAACCUCGUCUCACGUCGUCAGACAACUUCAAGAUCACUUCCCGCGAAUGCACCACCAAUUUGCCGCGAUUUCAUUCAACAGGCUCAGCAUCUCAUCGAAAAGCACAGUAUUCAGAGCAAGAAUAUCAUUAAUAUGGACCAGGUUCCGCGAUACUUCGAGACGGAGCCAAAGUCAACAAUAACGAGUCGAAACUCCCCUACCAAGCGUACUACAGAGGUCGGAGAUGCUUCUAGCAUCGUGAGAGCGUUCGCGCUGUGUGGCCUUGUUCGUAAAGAAGACUUCAACGUGAAGGCACUCCAUCCACCUCUGCGUGAUUUACUUGCUGCAGAUGUAGACAUGGAUCGUUGGAACCAGCAGUACAGCGACCUUGUUGCCGCUGACGACAGGGAGCAACUGGAUAUAGCAACACCAACCUGGUAUUUGCCGGACGACAGCACGUCCAGCUUAUUCUGCUGCCUUUUACACGGCAUUCAGACACAUAUUUUGGACUACACAGCGCAACUCACGAUAUACAUGGAGACACUAAAAGAUCUCGAACGUCUUUUUGAUGACCGCUACUUGGAUAGAAUUCGAAACGGGACGGAGGAUCCAGGGGAACUGGAGCUUUACGCUGCUGCACAUAUGCACAACUGGGACAUCGAGAAAGAAAAGACCCGUUACCAAUCACAACAUCAUGUGAGCUGCACGCAGGCGGGUUUGAGCCCACGCUGA
Messenger RNA from Phytophthora infestans T30-4, 816 nucleotides. RefSeq lists its product as uncharacterized. The transcript has 6 exons. The record is from RefSeq and is a predicted model, not a curated record. NCBI's taxonomy places the organism in Eukaryota, Oomycota, Peronosporomycetes, Peronosporales, Peronosporaceae. The coding region runs from base 1 to 816 and encodes 271 amino acids.